UUUUUGCUCCUAAGUUUAUCUUGUCCUUCCAUCAGCUGAUUGAUUCCUCGGUGAAGGAAACGAAACGUAGCGCCUGUAAUUUUCAAUUCUGCCAACCGUACGCCUUUUCACUGACAGCAGCCAAGUCUAUUUUCGAACUGCGGAAACUCGCAUGCACAUCGCACGAUCGCCUUUGAAAUAUCUUCCGAUUACGGUGUGACAUAACCUGGCUGACGUGCCACUGCCUGCUUUAUGGCGAAUUAAGUUGGCACAAAGCUUGACUUACUCGCGCCUCAAUCAUGUUAGUAACGUAUAUGUGGGAGAACUGGAGGUACAGCAAUGCCCCGGAGGGUCAGCGGCCGUUCGAAAAGGUGGUCGGGCUGACGAAAUACGGGCUCGCCGGUAGUGCCGGGGUGGGCAUAUACGACUGCAUACUCAUAUCUCAGACGGCAGGCUUCUGGCAGACGGUGAACUGCAUGUCCUUCUGGGUGGUGCCUGUCACUGCCAUGUGCGCCACCUUCGCCUCCGUGGCGUACGCAACGACGAAAAUCAGGGGAAAGGACGGCUACUUCAAUUACAUUCUGGCCUCGUUAGCCGCAGGCGGGAUCAGCUAUCCUUGGCUGAAGAACGGCCCAUUCUCCUAUCAUCUCACAAUGGUAAUAAUCGGAUGCGCCGUAACCAAGAAGUUCGGCGACUUGAGCGGUUGGAAUCCCCUUCCGUUGAAUCCGGAAAUACGACGGCAAUAUACCACUUUCCCCUUCGACUUCACCCUCAUCAAAGAUACCCGAGGACCCAGACCCUGGGAGUAACGAUAUUUCAUGUACAGAAAGGGGGAUUAGUUAACGCUGCUGAUUUACGAGUCAGAUGUGGGAAUAAAUCAUAUUGUACAAUUGAUGAUACAGAGAAAUACGAAAUGCGCGUGUGCUCGCUUUCGUCAUGUAUUUAUUAAGGUUCUAGUAUACAGGAAAUAAAAAGGAUUGUAAAAAGAA
Messenger RNA from Wasmannia auropunctata (little fire ant), 968 nucleotides. RefSeq lists its product as uncharacterized. Lineage: Eukaryota; Metazoa; Arthropoda; Insecta; Hymenoptera; Formicidae. Bases 279 to 788 code for a protein of 169 amino acids. The transcript has 3 exons. Gene Ontology annotation, biological process: mitochondrial respiratory chain complex I assembly. The record is from RefSeq and is a predicted model, not a curated record.